This is a messenger RNA of Rhopilema esculentum, 4042 nucleotides long. Its product is annotated as coiled-coil domain-containing protein 42 homolog. The record is from RefSeq and is a predicted model, not a curated record. Lineage: Eukaryota; Metazoa; Cnidaria; Scyphozoa; Rhizostomeae; Rhizostomatidae.
GUUCAUCUGAGGAGAAGAUCCGUUUCGUGUAUGUUAUGUAAACAUCAAAGCAGAAAAGGUUUCAAGUCCAGAAAGUUGAGUAAAAUGACAGCCAUAAGUUCAUAUUCGCUGGAGUUAGAUCCAGAGCCGAAACAUGUAUUCGUUACCCAAAUCAGGGAAGAAGAUGAAGAGGUUAUCCCAAGUGAAGUUAAACAAGUUCCUGUUGUAACAGAGAAAAAAGGAAAAUUUCUAGAAAAUGGAAGAAAUACAUUGCAGAAAACACUAUUAUUGAAGAGAGAAGUAGAAGUAGACAAGGUUCAAUAUGAGUUGGAUAGUAAAAAGAAAGAUUUUGAUAAACGGAUGGAAGAAUGUAGAUUGAAGAAAGAAGAUUUGAAAAUAAAACAGAAAAUCAUCCAAGAACGGAUAGCAAAAUUUGAUAAAUUUGUGAAGGAAAAUGAAGCUAAAAGGAAAAGAGCUAUCUUGAAGUAUCAACAGGAAGUUAAAGUUAAAGAAAAUAAAGCAAAGGAGUUGGAAAAAUUGCACACUGAGCUUUCUUUAUUGCUGGUCAGGCAACAAAGGAUGCGUGAAAAACUUGAUUUAUACUACAAGUUCGAGAAAUAUUUGACCCUUGUGCUUGACACCAUGCCAGAAGGCUAUCUUGAAGCAACAGACAAUAUGUUAACUGGCUUGAUUAUGAGGUUCCGUACCCUUAGUUCAACAAAUAGUAGCUUGGUUGAUAGGCUCAGCAAGUGCAGUGAAGAGGUUGAGCAUGGUCAGAGAAAAGUACAGGAUCUAAAUGAGAAUCACAUGCAAGAUCUGUUGGUGUUUAAUAGUGAGUUAGCUUCUACACAAAAGGAUCUGGAAGUUCUACGAGAGAAAAACUUGAAGCUUGAGCAAGUUUAUAACAGUCAAAAACUGAACUUCAGGCACCAGACAGAAACGCUGGGGCAAAUAAUGAUAGCGAUCGAUAAUAUCGCCGACAAAUGUGCAAGAAGAGCAAAAGAAACUGAAAAUCUUACUUAUCAUCAAAAGCUUGACUUGAUCAAGGGCUAUUUAGGAGAACGAGAGGACAUUGUUUAUCAUGUGAGAUCUUCAGGAGGAAGUUUUGAGGCAGGGCUCAAGGACAAGGCGAAAGAGAGAAGAAAAGACAAACGAGAUCUGAAAGGGACAAUUUUGAAGUAAAACUUAUAUUUCUACUUCGGAUUGCAUAAUAUUCCGUUGACAAGCGUGGAUGUUCCCCCUUGUUCAUUACCCUAGGGUUUCUAUUGAAAUGACAGAAUUCUUUGAACUAUUUGUAAUAUAGUUGAAAAUAGUCAAAAAGCAGGCUGAAAGGGUAGAAUGAGAGAUUUUAUAAAGAACAGCUGGAAAGUAGUUUGUUAGGGAAAGAUGUUAGGCACACGGAUGUCUUUGAGACAUCUGUUUUCUUCUGUUGGUUCCAGUCUGAGUGUGUUCCUUGCUAAAUUUCAUCACAGCUCAAAUAUCCGACUAGGUUUCGUAGUCACAUAUUAGCCCUAGGUAGCUGCAUAAGCAAAGAAGUACAAAUAUAUAAGAAAGUAUUCCAACAUCUGCUCUUUUAAAAAGGCAAUUUCCGUGUUAUUCCAACAUGAUUUAAUUUAUUAUAAACAUUACCAUAUCGCAUUUAUGAAGGAAAGAUAAUCAGUACUCUAAGCAUUAUUUUGCUACUUUUAGUGACAACAAAGCUGAUAAACUAAUUACUUUCUUGAGGUCGUUGGUAUAGUUGAUAGAAUGUUUUAAGUGAGUGGAGCAUUCACGUUAUUUAGAGCAUGCAAAACAGCACGAAACCAAGCUGCCAUUGACGCGAAAUUCUGUUGUUUUGCCUGAAAUUCUGUGUUCAAGCAUUGUAGAUAAAUUUCUAGCCAGCCAUAUAUUGUUUUUAAUACUGCAUGUGAAUUUUUGUGUAAAUUGCAAAAUUUGUAGAUUUUGAAGAUGAUCGUGUAAAUUUUAUAAGUUAUUAGCAAAUAGCAUAGCAGCCUGUAGAUAAUUUUAUAAUGUUAAAGAACAGCGUAGAUUAUAAGCACAUACACCAAUAUAACUUAAAAAUACAUAAUAAUCUCUGACUUUUAUGUCUCAUAGUUUACAUUUUGAUAUUGACAUAAUUAAGUUGUUUAAGUUUUCAGAUUAUAGAUAUUCCAGUGAAUGUAAUCUCGAAAACAGUGAAAAUACCAAUCAACUUUGUCUUGUUGCAUUUUCUCAAAUUUCUCAGUCAUUGAUUCUUUGUUUUUCUAAAACCUUGAAUUCCUUAUCCCUACAUUCGCCUAAUUUUGGUUAUCCUCAGUUCCGUUGCAUAUUCUUUCUGCGUACCAACUGUUUUUUCUUCAUAAAUGAACGACUGCCACAUGAAAAUCACUUUUCUUCCAGAUAAAUGUGCUCACUUCUCUCCAUUGCGAAUGCCUGAAAUGAAUUCUUUAACGCUGCAUGUAUGUUUGAGUUUCAACGUAUUUGGCUUCAAAUUGAUUGCUAUCGUCAGAUUUUCCACCUUCAAGGCGGAUUUUCGUAGCUAAACUUGCGCAGUAACUGCUGUGACGGUGUAGUGUUUUUAACUUGUCAGAAUAAAUUGCGCGUGGUAAUGAAGCAAAACAGCAGUCCUUACAAGCCGUAUCUGAUAUCUUAUUCUAUCAGUUUCUUGGUAGAAUAUGAGUUCAAAACAUCAUCCCGCUUUAUAUUGUGAAUCACAAUAUAUUGUUUGUAGUUUUAACUGUAUUAUACUUAUAAGACCAUCUCCCUUUCCAGAGACCUAAAUACCUCUUACCUACAUCAUUGUACAUUAUAGGUACUUUACACAAGCAAAUCUUCAUAUAAUAAAUAUAUUGAUUGGUUGCGAGUGAUUAUACGUUAGAAGCAGGAUUACCAAAACAAUCAAGAUACAACUGACCCUCUCUGAUACUAAGAAAUUCAAACAAAAUUCAUAUCUGCAAAAAUAACAGACAGUUGAUAAUGUCAACUACCAUGGCCUACAACAAAAUGACCUACCCAAAACUUGAUGAAUCUUUACGGGAAUUCAGCUUUGGAUCAAACCUGUAUUGGAAGGGGUAAUAUUAAUUGGGUGAAAAGUAAAAUAAUAUUAUAGUUGGUAUGCUUAAUAGAAAGGCACAGAUUCUCUGAUUCUAAAAAAAUGCUCUAAUUUCAACGCAGUGGAGUGGAAUGCAGUGGAGCCUGAUGCUCGACAUGAUACUUAUGCAGAACUUUAGCUUUUUGAAUUGAUCAACCUAUCAUGUCCUGAAGUGCUUGCAGAGAAGCGUGUAUUUUGCAGGCACGUUCCUUCACAGCAACAUGAUUAGGCGUGUGAAUAGACUCACAAUUCAUACCUAUGAAAAAUAUUCGUCAAACUCCAAUCACACAAGUGGUUGAUCUGGUUGGUUAUAGUAAUACCUUUCGUCUUGAAAAGUGCUUUCGUAUGAUACUUUGUCUAAAGAUUAUAAAUCUAAACCCAAAAGUUCUUCUUUUUAUAACAGUUAAUUUGCUUCGCUAAGUACAAGGCAACGUAGCUUUUUUGUAGACCUGAAAAUUUGUUCACUGCCAAUACAGUUACGUUCAAUCCUUCAAAAUAUACUGGCUUUACUGAGCAUAUUUCCAUAUGAGCGUUUCGUAUGCAGAAUUUUCAUGGCUUAAUUUGCUUGCUGCCCUGUAUGUUCUACUCUUUGCUAGUAUUUUCUUAAAGGAAAAGUUUUGGCAAGUGCGAGGUAAAUUUCUAUUGAAUUAAAAAUUGUCUGUCUCUUUCAAGGCCACGAUCCGCGCUUUCUAGGCCAACUUUGAAACAAAUUUUCCAGCGUUUGAAAGAAAAAUUCUGCUUGUUUUCAACAUACCGACAGAAUCUUGAAACUCAUUGCAUCUUUUAUCAAGAAGGAAAGCUAUCAUGCGGUCCACUUUCAUUACAUUCUGCGUUUGAGAAUUAAUAAUAUGGUUAUAGAAGGACUGCGGGAGAUUAACUCUGUUAGCGAAAUCAGACGCUCAGUAACAAGUUCUAGGAUUUUUCUACCACAUUCAUUUAUUGGUCUUGUAAAAUCCGGCAUUUUUGGAAAUGAAAGGAAAUUAUAGGAGACAU